This is a messenger RNA of Venturia canescens, 8405 nucleotides long. RefSeq names its product clathrin heavy chain (gene Chc). Gene Ontology annotation, biological process: intracellular protein transport; receptor-mediated endocytosis. Lineage: Eukaryota; Metazoa; Arthropoda; Insecta; Hymenoptera; Ichneumonidae. The coding region runs from base 635 to 5671 and encodes 1678 amino acids. The record is from RefSeq and is a predicted model, not a curated record. Gene Ontology annotation, cellular component: clathrin complex; clathrin coat of coated pit; clathrin-coated endocytic vesicle. Gene Ontology annotation, molecular function: structural molecule activity; clathrin light chain binding. The transcript has 11 exons.
GCUUUGAAGAGGAAUAAAUUGGUUGAAGAAAAACGGAGAAUAUUCUGAAAUUCAUAAGGGUUCGCAUAUUUCGACGAUUUUUUGCCGAAUCGGAGGGGAAAAGAGAAACAAUUAUAAAUCCGUGAAGGAUCGUAGAUUAGUCAACGAAAAGAGUUGGGACUACUUUCUCGAUAGGGGGCGGACGUUGUGUUGGCGGCGGCCAUGAUAGGUGUCAGCGACGGCUAUCCACAGUGACGGCAUUCGCCUUUGCGUCAGUCGGUUUUCGUGCGCGGAUGGAUUGAAUUAUAAAGAACGAAGGGAAAAAAGGAGGACGAAAUAAGAGGGAAGAGAAAGAAAAAAAAGAGCCGAGGAAUUCGGAGGUUGUCGCGGCAGGAAACCGAGGAAUCGUUGUAAAAUAUAAAGAUAUAAAACGAGAAAGAAAAACGCGCGCAAGACACUAAAGUUUAUCGAUAUUUAGGGGCUAAUUCGCUGUUAACGAUUUCGGGCGACGCGUAUGAGAUUCGGGUUGCCGCUUUUGAAGGAAAAGUGGCUAGACUCGAACGGGAGAGAAUUGUUCUGGGGAGGAAGCUAAAAAGUUAUCAAGGAAAUUUAAAAAAAGACAGCAUUAUUGAGUGAAAGAUCAAAGUGAAUAAAAAUGACGCAGCUACUGCCCAUAAGGUUUCAAGAACAUCUCCAGCUAACCGCUGUGGGAAUAAACGCUAGCAAUGUCAGCUUCAACACCCUCACCAUGGAAUCUGACAAAUUUAUAUGCGUACGGGAAAAAGUGGGGGACACAGCGCAAGUUGUCAUAAUAGACAUGAACGAUUCAGCAAAUCCCAUCAGAAGACCGAUAUCGGCAGAUUCUGCAAUCAUGAAUCCAGCGAGUAAAGUGAUAGCUCUCAAAGCUCAAAAGACUCUGCAAAUAUUCAACAUUGAGAUGAAAUCAAAGAUGAAGGCGCACGUGAUGACGGAGGACGUAGUAUUUUGGAAAUGGAUAUCGUUGAACACGCUGGCAUUGGUGACCGAAAUGGCAGUAUAUCAUUGGUCGAUGGAGGGUGAUUCGACGCCGACGAAGAUGUUUGAGCGUCAUUCAUCAUUAAAUGGUUGUCAAAUAAUAAAUUACCGUACGGAUCCGAAGCAGACGUGGCUCCUGUUAAUUGGAAUAUCAGCGCAACACAAUCGUGUGGUGGGUGCGAUGCAGCUUUACUCAGUGGAGAGGAAAUGUUCGCAGCCUAUCGAGGGACACGCCGCUUCGUUUGCUCAAUUCAAAAUGGAAGGAAAUGCGGAACCGAGUAAUCUCUUUUGUUUUGCGGUGCGGACCGUACAAGGCGCGAAAUUGCAUAUUAUCGAGGUCGGACAACCGCCCGCCGGGAAUCACCCGUUCCCAAAAAAAGCGGUCGACGUUUUCUUCCCACCUGAAGCAGGGAACGAUUUUCCCGUUGCUAUGCAAGUCAGCUCGAAAUACGACGUUAUUUAUCUAAUCACUAAAUACGGCUACAUUCACAUGUACGACAUCGAAUCGGCGACUUGUAUAUUCAUGAAUCGCAUUUCCGGUGAGACGAUCUUCGUAACUGCUCCGCACGAAGCCUCCGGCGGCAUUAUCGGCGUCAAUCGUAAAGGCCAAGUUCUCUCGGUCUCCGUUGAAGAAGAAAAUAUUAUUCCGUACAUCAACGGCGUCCUUCAAAAUCCCGAAUUGGCCCUGCGUAUGGCAGUCAGAAAUAAUCUUUCCGGCGCCGAAGAUCUCUUCGUACGAAAAUUCAACAUGCUCUUUCAAAAUGGUCAGUAUGCCGAAGCCGCCAAAGUUGCUGCUAAUGCACCCAAGGGCAUCCUCCGAACACCUGCGACUAUUCAACGAUUCCAACAGGUUCCAGCGACCCAAGGACAAACCUCGCCUCUCCUGCAGUAUUUCGGAAUCCUCCUCGAUCAAGGACAACUCAACAAGUACGAAUCUCUCGAGCUUUGUCGUCCCGUUUUGGUACAAGGGCGCAAACAGUUACUGGAGAAAUGGCUCAAAGAGGACAAACUCGAGUGCAGCGAAGAAUUGGGUGAUCUCGUUAAACAAGCUGAUCCUACACUUGCUCUCAGUGUUUACCUUCGUGCAAAUGUGCCCAACAAAGUGAUCCAAUGCUUUGCUGAGACCGGACAAUUCCAAAAGAUCGUACUUUACGCCAAAAAAGUCUCGUACACACCCGAUUACGUUUUCCUCCUGAGAAAUGUAAUGAGAAUCAAUCCCGAUCAAGGCGUCGCUUUGGCUCAAAUGCUCGUUCAAGACGAUGAGCCUUUGGCUGAUAUUAAUCAAAUCGUUGACAUAUUUAUGGAACAAAAUAUGGUGCAACAAUGUACAGCAUUCCUUCUGGACGCUUUGAAGAAUAAUCGACCAAGUGAGGGAGCUUUGCAGACGCGUUUAUUGGAGAUGAAUCUGAUGUCAGCUCCACAAGUGGCAGAUGCAAUAUUGGGCAAUCAAAUGUUUACUCAUUACGAUCGAGCGCACGUUGCCCAGUUGUGUGAAAAAGCUGGUCUGUUGCAACGGGCAUUGGAACACUACACGGAUCUUUAUGACAUAAAACGAGCAGUGGUUCACACUCACCUCUUGUCGCCGGAUUGGCUAGUUGGAUUCUUUGGCACGUUGUCGGUCGAGGAUUCUCUGGAAUGUUUGAAAGCGAUGUUGACAGCGAACAUUCGUCAAAACUUGCAGAUUUGCGUGCAAAUAGCGACGAAAUAUCACGAGCAAUUGACGACUAAAUCAUUGAUCGAUUUAUUCGAGAGUUUCAAAUCGUACGAGGGUCUCUUCUAUUUCCUGGGCUCGAUUGUAAACUUCAGUCAGGACCAAGAAGUUCAUUUCAAGUACAUACAAGCUGCUUGCAAAAUCGGCCAGAUCAAAGAAGUCGAGAGGAUUUGUCGUGAAAGUAAUUGUUACAACGCUGAGCGUGUGAAGAACUUUUUGAAAGAGGCAAAACUUUCGGACCAACUGCCUUUGAUCAUAGUCUGCGAUCGUUUCGACUUCGUUCACGACCUCGUGCUCUACCUGUAUCGCAACAAUCUCCAAAAGUACAUCGAGAUUUAUGUGCAAAAAGUUAAUCCGUCACGACUCCCGGUGGUAGUUGGUGGACUUUUAGACGUCGAUUGUUCGGAGGACAUCAUUAAAAACUUGAUUCUUGUCGUACGAGGACAAUUCUCGACCGACGAACUCGUCGAAGAAGUUGAAAAGCGCAAUCGUCUCAAGCUCCUGUUACCCUGGCUCGAGUCACGCGUUCACGAGGGCUGCGUCGAGCCAGCGACUCACAAUGCUCUGGCUAAAAUUUACAUCGACAGCAACAACAAUCCCGAGAGAUUUCUCAAAGAAAAUCAGUUUUACGAUAGUCGUGUCGUUGGUAAAUAUUGCGAAAAACGCGAUCCUCAUCUCGCUUGUAUCGCUUACGAGCGCGGACAAUGCGAUCGCGAAUUGAUAAGCGUUUGCAAUGAGAACAGCCUUUUCAAAAGCGAAGCGAGAUAUUUGGUCAGGCGGCGCGAUCCUGACCUCUGGGCUGAAGUUCUCCUCGAAAGCAAUCCCUACAAAAGACCUCUCAUCGAUCAAGUCGUACAAACCGCACUCUCCGAGACUCAAGAUCCUGAGGAUAUUUCCGUUACGGUGAAAGCCUUCAUGACUGCUGAUUUACCCAACGAGCUUAUUGAACUUCUCGAGAAAAUCGUCCUCGACAGCAGUGUCUUCAGUGAUCAUCGCAACCUUCAAAAUCUUUUGAUUCUCACUGCUAUCAAGGCUGAUCGUACUCGUGUUAUGGAGUACAUCAAUCGCUUGGACAAUUAUGACGCACCCGAUAUCGCCAAUAUCGCUAUCAACAACGAACUCUACGAAGAGGCUUUUGCCAUUUUCAAGAAAUUCGAUGUCAAUACUUCCGCUAUUCAAGUCCUUAUCGAACAAGUUAAUAAUCUCGAUCGCGCCUACGAAUUUGCCGAACGAUGUAACGAACCAGCUGUCUGGUCUCAACUUGCUCGAGCUCAAUUGCAACAGGGCUUGGUGAAGGAAGCGAUUGACAGCUUCAUCAAGGCUGACGAUCCAUCGGCGUACGUUGACGUUGUGGAAACCGCUCACCGGACCUCGCACUGGGAAGAUCUCGUUCGUUACUUGCAAAUGGCGAGAAAGAAGGCUCGUGAAUCUUUCAUCGAAAGCGAACUCAUUUACGCUUAUGCUCGUACCAACAGACUCGCUGAUCUUGAAGAGUUCAUUUCAGGACCGAAUCACGCCGAUAUACAAAAGAUCGGCGACAGAUGCUUUGACGACAAAAUGUACGACGCAGCAAAACUGCUAUACAACAACGUAUCGAACUUUGCGAGAUUGGCGAUAACGCUGGUACACUUGAAAGAAUUCCAAGGCGCCGUGGACAGCGCUCGCAAGGCAAAUUCUACGAGAACUUGGAAAGAAGUUUGUUUCGCCUGUGUCGAUAGCGGCGAAUUCCGUCUCGCCCAAAUGUGCGGUCUUCAUAUCGUCGUCCAUGCUGAUGAGCUCGAAGAUCUAAUCAAUUAUUACCAAGAUCGUGGCCACUUCGAGGAGCUUAUCAAUCUUCUGGAAGCUGCUCUUGGUCUUGAGCGCGCUCAUAUGGGAAUGUUCACCGAGCUCGCUAUUCUCUAUAGCAAAUAUAAGCCUCAAAGAAUGCGUGAACACCUCGAACUCUUCUGGUCUCGCGUCAAUAUACCUAAGGUGUUACGCGCAGCCGAAUCAGCACAUUUAUGGGCGGAGCUCGUAUUUCUGUACGACAAAUAUGAAGAAUAUGACAACGCGGUUCUCGCGAUGAUGCAACAUCCGACCGAAGCCUGGCGAGAGGGCCAUUUCAAGGAUGUUAUAACCAAAGUCGCGAAUGUCGAAUUGUAUUAUAAAGCGAUACAAUUUUACGUCGAGUACAAACCGCUUUUGUUGAACGACAUAUUAUUGGUAUUGGCGCCCCGAAUGGACCACACGAGAUCCGUCGCAUAUUUCACGAGAACCGGACACCUCCAACUUGUAAAGCCUUAUCUGAGAUCCGUUCAAGCUUUGAACAACAAAGCCAUAAACGAAGCACUCAACGGUCUUCUCAUCGAUGAGGAAGAUUAUCAAGGCUUGAGAACAUCGAUAGACGCUUUUGACAAUUUCGACAAUAUUGCCCUUGCCCAACAACUCGAGAAACACGAAUUGAUUGAAUUCAGAAGAAUCGCUGCCUACCUUUACAAAGGAAACAAUAGGUGGAAACAAUCCGUCGAAUUGUGCAAAAAAGACAGGCUUUUCCGUGACGCGAUGGAAUACGCUGCGGAAUCGCGCAACGCCGAUGUCGCUGAAGAAUUGCUGGAAUGGUUCCUCGAGAGAGGGUCGAAGGAUUGUUUCGCGGCGUGUCUCUUCCACUGUUACGAUCUUCUCCAUCCUGACGUUAUUCUCGAACUCGCGUGGAGACAUCGCAUUCUACCAUUCGCUAUGCCCUAUUUAAUCCAAGUAGCUCGUGAAUACAUUACCAAGGUCGACAAACUCGAAGAAGCAGAAAGUCAGAGAGUCGAGGAGACCGAUCAUCAAGAGCACAAGCCGAUGAUAAUACCUGAGCCACAAUUGAUGCUGACAGCUGGACCGGGAAUGAUGGCGCCAGGUUAUGCGCCCCAAGGGGUUUACGGAGCGCCGGCUCAAGGGGUGUACGCACCAGCGGCUGCGGCCUAUCAAGGCUACGGCAUGUGAGACGGGUUGAACGAGAAGCUCUACAGCACCGAUCAACAUUAUUCACAUUUCUUAAGGUUUAGCUAGGAGAACAAGGAUAACGCCGUUAGUUCGUAGUCAAUAAUUCGAACGCUGAAUCGAGAGAUAACGAAGGAGAAAAGGCAAAAACAAAAAAUGGAAAAGAGAGGAAGAAAUAAAGUGAAGCAGAGUAGAAAAAAGACCACGAUGGAAAAAUGAAAAUAAUUUUCAAAAAGGGGUCAUUGUGACCUAUUGAAUUUUCGUGUCAGUUGGCUAUUGGCCAAUGCGAAACCUUGACGAGAAGAAGAAAAAAACGACGAGUAAAAAAAGUAAACGAGGGCUGUCGACUGUCAAGAUGAUGAAUUAAUCACACAUACAAUAAAUAUAUUAGUUUCCCCGAAACGUCAUUCGCAGCCUGACAAUUGACACUCCAAAAUCAAUUCUGAAGUUUCGCCGUUGAAAAGCUUACGAUAAAGCUGAUGAAAAUCAUCGAAAAAAAUGCUAGCAUGGAAAAGUGUAAAAUCGCCUGUAUUACGAUUUUUGCAGUACAAAAAAAACAGAUUUGGAGAAAUGAGACGCGGAAUCGCGAGCGAGAGUUUGAGAAUGUAUUCUUGAGAUUAAUUAGCGAGUUUUUGGGUGAUUCGAAAAAAAUGGCUAUCUGUGCUUGACAUGAAAAAUCAACCGUAUAGGUUCGGUUGUUUGUUCGUAAAUAUCGUUUGUUAACACAAGUACAUAUUACGUGUAUAUUUAUCUCGAUUAUCCAAACCGUUUCGAGGCAUUGUGAAUUAGAGUCUAUCGUUAACGUCCAUUGUGUUAUCCCGGUACUAUGUUUUUUUUUGUUUCAGAUUAAUAUCGUUUUUCAAGCCGGAAAACUUUGUCGACAGCCUUAAAACGUCGUAGAAUACUAUCGGGUGCACGAUUGUUUUUGUUUUGCAUUACACUAUAUAAAUCGUCCAACUUUUCAUCGUAGCAUAAUAAUAUUGUGUUGGUUCGAGGCGACGUGGAAAGUAGAGGAAUAAAUUUAAAAAAGAACAUUCUGCGUCAAAGGCCUACGAAUUUUUUUUAAAUUCCAUUUCUUGUAACCACUCUGUGCUGUUGAAGAUCGAUUUGAAAACAUUUCCUCACGAAACAUCGAUGUUUCGACCCCCCCCCCCCCCCCCCCCCGUCCAUCCAUUCUCAAAACAUGAUAUCAUUGAUUAUGUAGUAAAGACAAAAUAAUCGUUAUAAAUUAUUCUUAACUUAGGAGUUACAACCUUCGAAUUUUCACACUUUUACAACUUUCUCUAAUUAUUGGGUUGAUAAAUCAUUUUAUUAUUGUUAAAAUGAUUCUUUAUUUCUAAUUACAUGCUCAUCAGUGGAAGGACACUUUGAAAGAUAUGUACGUAUGCAUGUGUCAACGAUUUCUUCCGUAAUAAUCGUAUUGUUUUCGUCUCUUUUUAUCUACAAUGAAUGCAACCGAGCUUAUGACAAACUUCAAUUUCUAACUUGUAUUUGAAGAUUUUUUCAUUCCAAGAUUCAACUGAAACGAUGAAAUUAUUGUGAUGAUAAAAUUCUAAUGAGUAAACAACAUUUUGCAUGCACCAUUGUAGCGAAAAAAUUCAAAGAUUUUCGAUCCUUUCCUUAAUGAAGGAUUUUGUGAGAUAUUUCCUUUGCGACUUUGUGCCAGCGAAAGGAAAGUUGAAGUUUGCACAUGUUUCUCUUUUUUUUCUACCCGACUAUAAAAUUGUAGUUUCGCUGGUCCGAAGAAAUUUCUUCAUAAAUUUUUUUAAAGCUGAUGUAACAGAAAAGAAAAAUUCAAGGUGAAUAUACAAUAUCAACUGAUUAUUUUGAUGGAAGAAAAGAAAACAUGCUGCGAUUACCAUUCAACGUGUUAAACUUGUCAAGUAGCGGUAUAACUAGUUUAGAAAAUCAAUGUUAGGUACGAAAGAAAAACUGAAUCGAAAAAAUGGGACGCCACUAAAUUAAAAACAUUCCCGGAUAAUUAUAAUCAUUCUCUCAUCAUCGAUUGAUGAAUAUCGCCUCGAAUACAAACUAACUCUCCCCGAAAAAUGACCUUGUAACAAUAAAAAACAAAUAUACAUAUAUAUAUAUAUAUAUAAACGAGAUUAAACCCAUUGAAUAUAAUUAAAAAUUUCGAGCCACCGGUAGUCCGGUUUAAAAAGAUACGUUGUUAAUGUAUUGGUAUCGAUCAUGAUUUUUGGAUAUUAUGAUUUAUUAUUAUUAUUAUUAUUAUUAUUAUUAUUAUUAUUAUUAUUGUCGUAAAAUUAUUGAGAAAUCAUGAAAAAACAAUUAAACCAAGAAUGAUUGAUAAUUAAAAAUAAAUUGAUAAAUAUAUAAUUAUAUUAUUAUAUAUUAUAUUGAUAAUUAAUGUAAUAUGUGAGUAGCGCGCAUGUGUGUGUGUAAAUAUAUAUAUUUAUAUAUAUCUGUGCUUAUGUAUAUGUACACACGCACGUGCGUAUAUACAAAUAUAUAUAUUAUACAUAAAAAUACGAGUAUCGUAUUUGGAAAAAAAACCAACUGAAAAGAAAUACAAUGAAAUACAAGUAAAAUGAAGUUUGAAAAAUUGCAAAAAAAAAUAAAGGAAUAAGAAUACGUAUAGUUGUCGACUGACUCGAGAGAAAUGGUUUGCUAAUCAUGUCGACAUGUUUUCUCGUUUUGCGCUGUAAAAUGUAACGGAUGUGCUGGAAAAAAAAAGCUGUUCGUAGUUCGAAAUAAAAAAAAAGCCUGUUCAACGGAA